AAGACUGAGAGCAUGUUUACUGUCUGGAGCUACCACAGUGACUGAUUCCUCCCGCUGGAACUCCUCUCUUGACUCAGCGUCCGGAUUUACUGAGAAACUUUAUCCAGGAGACAAGAAAUUGUUGGUUUUGUUAACAGGGCUUGUGCUGUGCUUGCACUGCAUUGUGGGAGUGAAAGCCUCUCUAAACGCUGUAGUUGUCACCUCUUGUCAGAAUGAGGUCCCUAGCCUUCGGCCUCUUCUGCCUGUUGUGCUGCGAUGCAGUCCGCCUGGACAGGCGUCGUCCCAGACCCAUUGCAGCCAGAGGGCGGAAUGAGACAAGUGCCCAGACCAAAGCAGUGGAGAGCUCGUGCAAAGCCACCCCGCUGGAUUUUGUUUUCGUCAUCGACAGCUCCAGAAGCAUCCGCCCCCAUGACUACGAGAAGGUCAAGACCUUCAUCAUCAACCUGCUCCAGUUCCUGGAGAUCGGCCCUGACGCCACCCGGGUCGGUCUGCUCCAGUAUGGCAGCGUGGUCCAGCCCGAGUUCUCCCUCAGCACCUACACCACCAAGGCUGAGGUGGAGCAGGCGGUGAGGAACAUGGAGCACCUCGCCACAGGGACAAUGACCGGUCUGGCCAUCCAGUACACCAUGGAGACGUCCUUCACUGAGGAGGAUGGAGCACGACCAGCAAAGCUGCACAUCCCACGAAUAGCUAUGAUUGUGACUGAUGGGCGGCCUCAGGACACGGUGGAGGAGAUUGCAGCUCAGGCGAGGCAGUCCGGCAUUCAGAUCUUUGCUAUUGGAGUCGGCAGGGUGGAUAUGGACACUCUGAAGACCAUAGGGAGUGAGCCACACUCUGAGCACGUGCACCUGGUGGCCAACUUUAGCCAAAUAGAAACCCUCAUCUCUGUGUUCCAGUCCAAACUGUGCGGAGGUUCAGAGAUGUGUGAGGUGGUGGACCAUCAGUGCGAGCACAUCUGUGUGAGCAGCCCUGCCUCAUACAGGUGCAAGUGCAGGCAAGGCUUCACCCUCAACCCUGAUGGGAAGACAUGUAAAGCUGAAGAUAUGUGUGCUGUGGUGGAACAUGGCUGUCAGCACAUCUGUGCCAACUUACCUGAUGGCUACGAGUGCCGCUGCCAUCCAGGAUACCAACUCACCAUAGACCUGAAGACAUGCAACAGAAUAGACUACUGUGACCUGGGGAACCACGGCUGUGAGCAAGACUGUGUCAGCAUUCCAGAGUCCUACAUCUGCAGGUGUAAGAAGGGCGACGUCCUCAAUCUGGAUGGCAAAACCUGCAGCAAGAUUGAUCACUGUGCUGAUGGCACCCACGGGUGUGAACAAGAGUUUAUGAACACAGAAGACUCCUGUGUGUGUAAAUGCAGGUCAGGCUUCGAACUCAGGCCUGAUGGGAAAACAUGCAAGAAGACUGACCACUGUGCGGAUGGCACCCAUGGGUGUGAACAGGAGUUUAUGAACACAGAUGAUGCCUGUGUGUGUAAAUGCAGGAAAGGCUACACACUCAGGCCUGAUGGGAAAACGUGCAAGAAGAUAGACCACUGUGCUGAUGGGAAACACGGCUGCGAACAGGAGUCUGUGAAUACAGAACAUUCAUGUGUGUGUCAGUGCAGAAAAGGAUUCACACUCCGACCCGAUGGGAAAACAUGCCAAAGUCUGGAUCUGUGUCAGACGGUGGACCAUGGCUGUGAACAUCAGUGUGUCAGCACCAACGAUUCCUACAUCUGCAGAUGUUUUGAAGGAUUUACGUUGGCUGAGGACAGAAAGAGCUGCAAAAAGGCAGAGUGUGGCGAUGGAGUCAUGGAUCUGGUUUUUGUGAUCGACGGCUCUAAGAGUCUGGGCCCUGCCAACUUUGAGCGGGUCAAGCAGUUUGUGAACAGCAUUGUGGACUCGCUGGACAUUUCCAGGGCCGGCACACAUGUUGGUCUCCUUCAGUUCUCCACAAAGGUGCGGACAGAGUUCACCCUGGGCCAGUACGCCACAGCACAGGGCAUCAAACAAGCUGUGUCCCGGAUGCAGUAUAUGGGGAGAGGCUCCAUGACCGGCUCUGCCUUACGCCACAUGUUUGAGUCCAGCUUUUCAGCUAAAGAAGGAGCCAGGUCUAACAUCCCUCGUGUCAGCAUCGUGUUUACUGACGGCAGAUCCCAGGACGAUGUGUCUGAAUGGGCUACAAAAGCAAAGGACUCUGGGGUCACAAUAUACGCUUUGGGUAUUGGCAAAGCCAUUGAACAGGAGCUGAGAGAAAUAGCCUCAGAGCCUGACGAGAAGCACCUUUAUUACGCUGAAGAUUUUGAGCAAAUGGGAGAGAUCACGAAGAAGCUCAAGUCGAGGAUAUGUAAAGACAAACCAUCUGAUGAAAGCAUGUGCCAGUGUGAGAACGUGAUAAUGUUUCAAAACCAGGUGGCUGAGAAGCUGAAGAACCUGGUGCAGAAUAUUGAAGCCAUGUCAAAGAAGCUGGAGACCCUCGAGAAUCAGCUGGUGCUCAAAUGAACGGCUGAGAGACCCCCACCACCACCACCACCACCCUGCAGUGUAGCAUUCACAGGGGAUCCAUUUAAUUUCGCUCCACAAGCUACACUGACUCAUACGCAGAUGCAACGCUUUCUACUGAAGCUAUUUAUACACAUUUGUAUAAAACACAGUGUAUUUUUGUCUGUAAUUUUCUUUGUGUAGUGCCAAUCAGAGGAAUACUUUUGUACAGUAA
Acanthopagrus latus (yellowfin seabream) is the source of this 2700-nucleotide messenger RNA. Its product is annotated as matrilin-2-like. Bases 213 to 2486 code for a protein of 757 amino acids. The record is from RefSeq and is a predicted model, not a curated record. Gene Ontology annotation, molecular function: calcium ion binding. Lineage: Eukaryota; Metazoa; Chordata; Actinopteri; Spariformes; Sparidae. The transcript has 14 exons.